This is a messenger RNA of Penicillium antarcticum, 1185 nucleotides long. RefSeq names its product gelsolin family protein. The record is from RefSeq and is a predicted model, not a curated record. The transcript has a single exon. Gene Ontology annotation, molecular function: actin filament binding. Lineage: Eukaryota; Fungi; Ascomycota; Eurotiomycetes; Eurotiales; Aspergillaceae. Bases 1 to 1185 code for a protein of 394 amino acids.
AUGCCUCCACACGAAGGACUAGUUCACUCCAAGGAGUACGACGUCAAAGACAGUAAUGUUGAGCUGAUCGGGUCUGACCUGGACCACCGCGUCAAGUACAACUCCGCCGUCACCGAGCCAGCCUGGAACAACGGCAAGAUCGGCCAAGAAGCCGGGCUCUACAUCUGGCGCAUCGAAAACUUCGAAGUCAUCCCCUGGCCGAAGGAAAAGUACGGCCAAUUCUACGAUGGAGACAGCUUCAUCGUGCUGCACUCGUACAAAGUCGGCGACAACAAACUAGGCCAUGACGUCUUUUUCUGGCUCGGCAGCAAGACCACCCAAGAUGAAGCCGGCACCGCCGCUUACAAGACCGUUGAGCUGGACGAGUUCCUUUACGGUGCUGCGACUCAGCAUCGUGAGGUGCAGCAGUCACCCUCCGAUGAGUUCUUGGCGUUGUUCCGUAACAUUUCUAUCCGGUCUGGCGGUGUCCGCUCUGGCUUUACACAUGUCGAGCCUGAGGAGAAGCCGGAUAUCCUGACGCUUUUGCGGAUCUUCAAGCAUCCCGGUGCUGGUCGCAUCGACUCGCUCAUCGUGCAUGAGGUCGAGCCGACUUGGCAGAGCCUCGAUGAGAAUGACGUCUUUGUUUUGGACAAAGGCAACAAGAUCUGGGUUUGGCAGGGAAAGAAAUGUAGUCCCAUGGAGAAGGGCAAGGCCGCGCAGGUUGUUAACGAUAUGACUCUUGCGAAACAUGUUGAUGUUGAGGUCCUCUCGCAGUUGGAGUCGAGGUCGAGACUCGUGGUCGAUUUACUCGGUGGAAAGGAACAAGCUUCGUCUACCUUGGAGGCACCGAGACCCGGUCGUUUCGGGAAGAAGGCCAGCGAGACUGGUGCUGGUUCUCAAUCACGCAAGCUGUUCAGACUUAGCGAUGCCUCCGGUGACUUGUCUUUCGAUCUUGUUAAGGACGGACAGCGUGUCAACCGGUCCGACCUUGACGGAAAGGAUGUCUUUCUCUAUGAUACUGGCUGCAGACUUUGGGUUUGGCAGGGAUCUGAAGCUAGCGCGGGCGAGAAGGCCAUGUGGCUCAAGAUUGCCCAGUUCUACGUCCGCAAGAUCCAGGAGAGUGUGCAAGAGGCAUAUCUCACCCCUAUCUCAAAGGUAUCUCAAGGCCACGAAUGUCCUGCGUUCUUAAAGGCCCUCGAGGUCUAA